Merops nubicus (carmine bee-eater) is the source of this 1718-nucleotide messenger RNA. It is a transcript of the gene ETNPPL, whose product is annotated as ethanolamine-phosphate phospho-lyase. The record is from RefSeq and is a predicted model, not a curated record. Gene Ontology annotation, cellular component: mitochondrion. The transcript is spliced from 12 exons. Lineage: Eukaryota; Metazoa; Chordata; Aves; Coraciiformes; Meropidae. Gene Ontology annotation, molecular function: pyridoxal phosphate binding; transaminase activity; ethanolamine-phosphate phospho-lyase activity. Bases 63 to 1370 code for a protein of 435 amino acids.
CUUCUUGCAAAGUUUUCUUUGCUAAGGACCCUCUGAAGAUAGUGCGUGCUCAGGGCCAAUAUAUGUUUGAUGAGAAAGGAGAAAAAUACCUAGACUGUAUCAACAAUGUUGCACAUGUUGGCCAUAGUCACCCAUAUGUGAUAAAGGCUGCGACAAGGCAGAUGGAGCUGCUCAAUACGAACUCCCGGUUCCUGCACGACAACCUCGUUCAGUACGCACAGCGCCUUACGGCCACCCUGCCCGAGAAACUCUCCGUCUGCUACUUUGUUAACUCUGGGUCUGAAGCAAAUGAUCUUGCUUUACGACUGGCUCGCCACUACCAUGGGCACCAAGAUGUGAUCACCCUUGAAAAUGCUUACCAUGGCCAUGUUACAUCUCUGAUUGACAUCAGUCCCUAUAAAUUUAAUCAGCUGGGAAAGGACAGCAAGAAGGAUUUUGUGCAUGUGGCUCCUUCACCAGAUAUCUACAGAGGGAAAUAUAGGGAAGACCACCCAGACCCAGCAAGUGCUUAUGCUGAAGAGGUGAAAAAAAUUAUUGAAGAAACACAGAAGAAUGGACGCAAGAUUGCUGCCUUCAUAGCCGAAUCCAUGCAGAGCUGUGGAGGCCAAAUAAUUCCACCUGUGGGCUAUUUCCAGAAAGUGGCAGAGUAUGUGCAUGCAGCAGGUGGAGUGUUCAUAGCUGAUGAGGUCCAGGUUGGCUUUGGCAGAGUUGGGAAGCAUUUUUGGGCAUUCCAGCUGCAAGGUGAAGAUUUUGUGCCUGACAUUGUCACCAUGGGAAAGCCCAUUGGCAAUGGCCACCCUAUGUCUUGUGUGGUCACAACAAGAGAAAUUGCUGAAAGUUUUGGUGCCUCUGGACUGGAGUAUUUCAAUACAUUUGGAGGCAAUCCAGUGUCUUGUGCUAUUGGUUUGGCUGUGCUGGAUGUAAUAGAGAAAGAAGAUCUCCAAGGAAAUGCUACACGUGUAGGAAAUUAUCUCCUGGAAUUGCUGGCUGAGCUAAAGAGGAAACAUCCCUUAGUGGGAGAUAUCAGGGGUGUUGGAUUGUUUGUUGGAGUAGAUCUGGUGAAAGAUGAACAAAAGCGAACACCAGCCACAGCUGAAGCCCUUCACCUUAUUUACAAGCUGAAAGAGCAUCGUAUCCUUCUUAGUGCAGAUGGGCCCCACAGAAAUGUACUGAAAUUUAAACCACCAAUGUGUUUCACAAUGGAGGAUGCAAAACAUGCAGUGGAGACAAUUGAUGCACUUCUCACAGAAAUGGAAGAGGCAACUGGAAUGAAGACAGAAAAUAAUGCUUCUACAAAUGCACAGUGUAAAAUAAAACAACUGAAGGGAGUUCUCAACCAGAAGGUGCAAAUGAAAGCAUCGGCCAUAUGAGUGGAGCUGCCUGCAGACAAGAAGAUGGGCUUCAUUCUAAAAAACGUGCAGUGCCAAGUAACAGAACAAGAACAUGAAGAGGGAAGGUUUUCCCCUUUCGGUUUGAAUUUGUGUCCAGCUUGCUUUUGAGAUGAAGAGUGCAAUAGUCUUGAGUCCUAGGAUCCAUUUGAAGCCUAGUUCUACCUUCCACAAACUGUCUAAAUUCCUAUUAGCUUCAGCAAAAUACCUUUUCAGAUACAUGAGAACUGCACCAUGUGGCUUGAAAUCUAGAUGUGACAGAGUGGACAAGUGAUAAACAAAUCCCUUGGUGCUGAUGGCAGGCUUGACAUAAGUACACAAACUCUGUGG